Molecule: messenger RNA, 495 nt
Organism: Uranotaenia lowii
Lineage: Eukaryota; Metazoa; Arthropoda; Insecta; Diptera; Culicidae
Exons: 2
Coding region: 92-394 (100 amino acids)
Source: RefSeq, a predicted model, not a curated record
UGUAGCUUGAUUUAACGUGAAAAACAAAGUUGCCAUUGGUUGGUCAUAAGAAUUGACACUUCAUUUGGGUUGUAUCACUUUUUUUUUCGAAAUGCUUCCGAAAGUUCUGGAAAUACUAGUUUCGGGUGACGAGGAAGGAAUGACGUCGCAAGCCGUUUUAGAGCAAUUGCAGCGCUCCAGUUCUGGUAAGUCAAAAGAUCUAAAACAACAACUGGAUGCCAGCUUGGUCAAGGCCAGUGAAAUGGGUCUGAUCAGUUGGAAAGGGGAUGACAACAUCAAGAUGUCGAUCCGUUUGGAACCAUGUGAGACAAGAAGUUUUGAAGCUCAACUACACAUGGUAACGCAAGAGCUGCAAAGCGCUCAGGAAGAUAUGGUCAUCGCAGAAGAAUUCUAGACCCCGAAAUUUGUCCGUCAAUUUUUCCAAACGGUAUUUCAGUAUCCAAAUUUUGGGUUUUCAAUUUUCUGAAUUAUUUUAAUAAAUCAAAUCUCUCAUAA